AUGUUGAGCGCCCCAGGUCCGCGACCGCACGUGCUCUUUGGGCAAGGUAAAAGUGCAAAUACUUUAUUAACGGAAGAUGGAUGUCAUUAUCCCGUUAUAUCGCCCGCCUAUAUGGACAGAAAGCGUGCAGCAUCCGCCCCCUACGAGUAUGGCAAGGGCGUGCGGGCAAUGCAUAAAACUACGCUCACUAUAGCGAAGGCGCCCUGGGACCCUCGGGACGCGUACAAGACAUCUAACAAACAGUAUUUUGGUGGCAGCAAGUCACUGAACCCUGUGAGACGUCCCCCAAGAUGUCCCUCCAUGCACAAGUCCCAGUGGGACAUUGGUCAGCACAAGCAGGACAAAUAUUGGGAUACUCAUUAUAAGGGUACCUUCCAUGAAAAAGAAAUUAUCCCGGCUACAGCACGAGCCAAUCGACUACACAUGACGUCACUAGUCAACCGUAUCGACCAGACAGAGGGUGGUGAUAUGAAACAUACAAUCAAAUCGGAUAAGAACCAACCAAACUACUGGUCACAGUAUGGUCGUAUUCAUAACAAGCUAGGACACAUGUUAGGGACAGGUGUACCACGAGAACCACCGGUGCGGAAAAGUUACAAUGUAAUUACAGGUGAGGAGAUUGGACCUGCUUGGGAUGAUAUGAAUCGGCGAGUAUCUGGUAAUCGAGUAUUAUAUUCAAACCGAUGUGAACGAGUACCAAUGUUAUUAGGAUAACACACCAGAGGCCUGCCAAGGGGAGGACAGCAU
Ylistrum balloti is the source of this 747-nucleotide messenger RNA. RefSeq lists its product as uncharacterized. Bases 1 to 714 code for a protein of 237 amino acids. NCBI's taxonomy places the organism in Eukaryota, Metazoa, Mollusca, Bivalvia, Pectinida, Pectinidae. The record is from RefSeq and is a predicted model, not a curated record. The transcript is spliced from 5 exons.